AACCAAUCAUUUCAAGCUUUGUAACGUAGGCCGAGACUUUACAGUCUUUUACAGUCUUACAGAGACUUUUUCAGUGUAUGGCCUGUACAUCAAGCACACACAAACAGAAUCAACAUGUUCGGGAAAUCAAGUCUGCUUUAUGUGUGUCUGGUUGUCGUAAUUACCAUCAGUUUUCUUGCUGCGGAGCCACACAUGUCCUUCGAGGCAAUAGACUCGCUGUUCGAUAUAGAGGACCGGCUGGAAAUUCAUUCUCUGAAAGACCCUGUUCCACUGUAUAGAAAGGAUCUCGAUCAUAGAUACGUGGCCUACUGGCAGAUUACUGCAAAUGAUGACGAUCAGCUAAUUGUGUCCGCUGGCCCUCAGACAGGAGACUACAAACUGGUUUUCCAGGGUAAAUCACCCACCAUGACGAGCAUACUUGAUCACAUCGCCUGGGAAGGUGGGCACCGAUGUCAAAGAUACUACAUGCUGUCUCCUGACGUCACCCUAAUGUGCGAGGAUGGAAAUGGUCGAGUGAUAGCAACAACCAGAGAUUCCUACAUUAAAUACAAGCCAAUUUCGAACGACACGUCUUUGCGGUACAGAUUUAUCGAGAAGAACUGUCACACCCUGAAAAUGGACUGGACUGAGAGAGCGAAGAAAGUGGAACAAGAUGGGGUUUGGGACGAAAUGAGCUUCAUACCUAAGGAGGCAAUAUAUCAAGCUGAUGAAGACGACUUGGAAGCUGACGGACUCUUCAUCCUUCAUCGCGGACAAACAGUUAAAAUUCCAUUCACAGGCAAAGAAAGAAUCACACUGUCCAGUCCAGACCACAGUGAGCACAGACUUUGUGAACUCUUCAAUAUCUGUACACCAGACAAAAGAGGGGUUGUGGACACGACUAUAGCUCAAAAGAACGCUUAUGGGAUGUCCUACAUCGCUAUAACAAUACCUGAAUCCAUGCACGGGAAAGACGUUCGGUUUAAUGUUCAUGUGUACACAAGUUUAGGUUUGGUGAUCAAACGGUAUUACAUCGACCUGAACAGUCGAUCAAAGCGACAAACAUACACACCUUGGACGGAGGUCAGUAUAGGGCACGAGUCCUUCUUCCCGGACUAUGGGCAGUUCGAUAUUGAAUCUGGUUGUGCGGUGGGCUGCGGACCUGUAGCAUGGGCAAUGAUAUUCGGCUACUUCGACAGGCGUUCUCAUCAACAGACAUCGGUCUAUGGAAGCGGAAGCCAAAACCUCUUCCGGUGCGGCGCAGACGGUACAACCGGAGCGGCUUCAUGUGAAGCCCCGCCUUUAAACAACAACCAAAUACAGGAAUACAUCAAGGUUUUGCGAGGCAUCUUGAAGACCUUCUGCCUAGCAGGCCAGGGAGCAACACCACAUUUUCUCAUGAACAGCAUCGAGAGCUUUUUCCAGGAACGGCAGACCACUGGAUCUCCAGAUAUCGUUUCGCAUGAACGUGGUUUCCUGAGCUUCUUAGGAGUUGACAGCUCAACUAUCAGAGACAAAGGCCUGGCUGCCUUGAGAGCUGGUUGGCCAAUAAUUCCGGGUAUUCGAGUCAGCGGAAUAUUCUCUCAACACUACCCCGUGGCCACGAAGUAUAGAUCGCGCAUGAAAAUACAGAGGAGGUGCUUUUUCUGGAAAUGCUGGAACGAACGGACGACCGAGUACGAGAUGUAUCUCCACAUGGGCUGGGGAAGCUUUUACAAUGGUUGGCGUUCUGCUAACAUGUAUUUUGUCACAUAUGCCAAAUAUUAACACCUCCAGCUAUUCUAAAUAAAUGCUUUGUGAAAAUAAAAUAGUAUAAAACAAUGGUCCAGCAAGAUUAAAAACUGCAUUUGUCUUAAUGAGAUGUAUUUCAGUGCAUGAAAUGUAUUUGGCUACCAGUAAAUGUCUGCUGCACAGUCGUUCUGGACGAAGAGACUGAGAGUAUGAAGCUCACACGUCCAUAAAGCCUUGUCUACAUUAAGGUUCAUACACGGGUAUGGAGCUCACACGUCCAUAAAGUCUUGUCUACAUUAAGGUUCAUACACGGGUAUGAAGCUCACACGUCCGUAAAGCCUUGUCUACAUUAAGGUUCAUACACGGAUAUGAAGCUCACACGUCCAUAAAGCCUUGUCUACAUUAAGGUUCAUACACGGGUAUGAAGCUCACACGUCCAUAAAGCCUUGUCUACAUUAUGGUUCAUACACGGGUAAGAAGCUCACACAUCCAUAAAAUCAUUUAAGGUUCAUAUGUAUAAAGCUCACACAGCCAUAAGACCUUGUCUACAUUAAGGUUCAUACAGCUUG
Molecule: messenger RNA, 2279 nt
Organism: Liolophura sinensis
Lineage: Eukaryota; Metazoa; Mollusca; Polyplacophora; Chitonida; Chitonidae
Exons: 5
Coding region: 115-1746 (543 amino acids)
Source: RefSeq, a predicted model, not a curated record